AUCGAUGGAUUUAAGGAGUGUAUGUGACGAGAUCUUACAAGAAAGGAGUUUGUUCAGAAGAAAAAACCUAGAGGGAGAAUUGCUCUGAUCAAUGGCCACCAAUAAUAGCCAUGGUUUACCCGACUCAUGUGCACCACCAAGUGUUCUGAUGAACUCCUUUGAGAGAAGAGUUAUGGCUGAUUUAGAGGACAUCAAAAGAGCUAACAACAGUAUUCGAGAGGAACAAAUUCUAUUGAAGUCCAUGAUUGAACGCAUAAAUUCCAUUUAUGUCAAGCCUGAGUUGAAGGAGAAUGAAAGACUUAUGAAAAACAGCAAAACCAAUCCUAUCACCACCCCUCAUAAGACAUGCAAAAUUACGAAAAAUAUAAAAAAAAGUGACAGCAAGUCAAUAUUUAAUAUGGAUGUGCACCCAAAUAUAUGUCUUGAUCUGUCAGAUAAUGAGGAUGAUGUCAUGGAACUAGAUCGAACAACCAUAACCCGCCAAGAUCCACGCAAAGUUGCUGUCCAACAGAGCAUUCCCUCUAUCAAACGCCAGAAACUGUCACCCCAGCCAAAUGGAAAAGGGAAGGCGAAACCACUAUCAAAGCCAUGGUUCCCUGGACCUAGUGAAAGGAGAACCAGGUUCCAAAAUACGGUUGAGGCGUUCAGAGGUGUACAACGACCGCGUCGUAUGUCAACUUCUGAAAUGGAUGCACAAGUAUCCCGUGGAGAAGCAGUACGAGCAUCAAGCACGCCAGUUGCUGCACGUGUACGCGCAGAAUCGAAACCGCUAUCUAUUUUUAAACAACAAAAUUUGAAAUAA
Molecule: messenger RNA, 802 nt
Organism: Arachis ipaensis
Lineage: Eukaryota; Viridiplantae; Streptophyta; Magnoliopsida; Fabales; Fabaceae
Source: RefSeq, a predicted model, not a curated record